Messenger RNA from Oncorhynchus keta (chum salmon), 1726 nucleotides. RefSeq names its product globoside alpha-1,3-N-acetylgalactosaminyltransferase 1-like. The coding region runs from base 442 to 1317 and encodes 291 amino acids. The record is from RefSeq and is a predicted model, not a curated record. Gene Ontology annotation, biological process: carbohydrate metabolic process. Gene Ontology annotation, molecular function: hexosyltransferase activity. NCBI's taxonomy places the organism in Eukaryota, Metazoa, Chordata, Actinopteri, Salmoniformes, Salmonidae. Gene Ontology annotation, cellular component: Golgi apparatus; vesicle; membrane. The transcript has 8 exons.
AUAAUGCAGUGGAACUGCCUUCGAGGUCCAGAUUUGAGUUUGAGGGUACUAUGGUAUUCACGGUAUGUUAAUAGUUGCACAGACAUGCAGCAUGAAUGUGGCUUUGGCAACACCACAUCCAAGGUAUGUCUACUUCAACUUCUUCCCUGAAAGACUCAACAGAGGUAUACUAAUUGAUGAGGACCAGAAGAGCACCAGAAAACAGCACCAGUAAGUGUCCCACACGAGUGAUGAUGGCUGAUCUCCAACGCUUGGAAGAGCCCUUUUGGACCUACUUCCCAAUCUGUUUGACAGUACUCCUGGAUUUGACAGCAGGGAUGAGGUUACAAACUGUCGACCACGCCCCAUGUCUUUGAGAAGCUCCGACGCGCCAUGCCUCAAGCACACUCGUCUCAUUAGUGGUGCCUGAGUCGACUCGUGUUCAGGAGCAGAGUACGGAACAUGGUCUCUCCUGAAAAGCUAUUGUACAAGCAGCCCAGUGUCUUGGUGGGACGUACUGAUGUGGUGUCAGUGACCCCAUGGUUGGCACCCAUCGUCUGGGAAGGCACCUUUGACCCUGUGCUUGUCGACAAUAUCUACAAGCCCAUGAACCUCACAAUAGCAACCACAGUGUUUGCCAUUGGAAAAUAUGUCAGAUUUCUCCAAGAUUUUCUGGACACAGCAGAGAAGCACUUUAUGGUCGGCUUCAGCAUGCGCUACUACGUUUUCACGGAUCAUCCCCACGAUGUUCCUUCAGUGAACCUGACUCAGGGGAGACAUUUGAGUGUGAUCCAGGUCCCGGGUUCAAACCGCUGGCAGGAGAUAUCAGCCCGGAGGAUGGAGAUCAUCCAGACCACCAUCGAACGUCAGAUCAGAAGGGAGGCCGACUACAUCUUCUGUCUGGACGUAGACAGCAAGUUCCACGCUCGCUGGGGGUCAGAGUCUCUUGGAAGGCUGGUUGCUGUGAUACACCCAGGUUACUACGAGCAGACGCGUGACCGCUUCCCGUACGAACGGCGUCCAGCCUCGACGGCCUACAUCCCCAUGGAUGAGGGAGACUACUACUAUGGCGGGGCUAUGAUCGGAGGGUUCGUGGAGGAUGUGUACACACUAACAAAGGUGUGUCGGACCCGGUUUGAGGAGGAUGCGGGGAAUUCCAUCGAGGCUGCCUGGCAGGAGGAGAGCCACCUCAACAGGUACCUGCUCUACAACAAGCCCAGCAAGGUGUUGUCUCCAGAGUACCUGUGGCAGGACUUCAAGGCCAAAACCAAAGAGGUAAAAGUCAUUCGCUUCUCAGGGGUCAUUAAAAACUAUGCUGAUGUUCGUCCCAAUGUAUGAAAUAGGUAGUGGCUAUUAGACCGGCAGAGUCGUAGCGGUCAAAUUAAUUGAGUUUAGGUUAAGGAACAAGGGUUAAGUUUAACUUUAGGUAUAGUUUGACUGAGGUUAGGAGAAGGCAUAAUAACAAUUUUGGGGGUGCUUAUAAAUUUGUCACCUGUGGGUGUUUCUUGUACAAAUGUGUAAUGGAAAUGUGUUUCUUGCAUAUCACAACUCCUGAGAGUGGGGUCACGGGCCAGGGUCACCAUUGUUCGUUUUAACUUAUUUCAUUCUGUAUUCUAUCUAUUUUACAUGUUGAUUACUGUGAGGGAACAAAGAAAUAUGUAAAAAAAUGUAACAAAAGUCACAAUAAUAGUAAUAACAAUAAUAGUAUUAUAUGUUAUUUUCUUGAAAUAAAUGUUUUACCACAUUC